Messenger RNA from Paramecium octaurelia, 588 nucleotides. The record is from the annotation of a GenBank genome assembly. Lineage: Eukaryota; Ciliophora; Oligohymenophorea; Peniculida; Parameciidae.
AUGGAUUCAAUUAUGGGAUAAAGAGGAUCAGCUGGGAAUGAGCACGAAGGAGGAAGAAGAAUGAAAACUGAAUUACUCAUAUAGUUAGAUGGUUUAUUAAAAUCGAAAAAAAGAGUCUUUUUAUUGGCUGCAUCAAAUCUACCAUGGGAUUUAGAUAUUGCUAUGUUAAGAAGAUUAGAAAAAAGAGUAUUAUUUAGCAUUAUUAAUUAGAUAUACAUACCAUUACCUGACUAAGAAUCAAGAGAGUCCAUGAUUAGGAGGUACAUUCCUUAAGAGAUGAGUGAAAAUCUCAAUUAUCCAUAACUAGCUGAGGCUCUUAAAAAUUAUAGUGGCAGUGAUAUUAAAUUAGUUUGUAAAGAAGCAGCCAUGAAACCUCUGCGAAGACUCCUUAGUUAAAUUGAGGACAUAUAAGUUGAUGUUAGAACUGUGAAAUAGAAAAAAUAAUAAAAUUUGACAUCAUAUGAUGAUGUAAGACCUGGGCCAGUUACGGAAACAGAUUUUGCAGAGGCAAUGAAUUAAGUAAAACCUUCACCGAGUGUUUUCGAGAAUCAAUACUUAAAAUGGGAAAAAGAGAGUGGAUCGUGUUGA